AUGCAUCCAGCGUUCGAGAAUGCCGGUACCGGCAAGGGGCUGGAAGUGUGGAGAAUUGAGAACUUCGAACCUGUCCCAGUGCCAGCUAAGGAGUACGGGAAAUUCUACACCGGUGAUUCCUACAUCGUCCUCAACACGAAGGAAUCGAAAAGUGGCGUACUAUCGUGGGACGUACACUUUUGGCUCGGAUCGGAAACCUCCCAGGACGAGGCGGGUUCGGCAGCGAUACUAACCGUGCAGCUGGACGAUCGCCACAACGGCGCACCGGUGCAACAUCGUGAGGUUCAGGAUCACGAAAGCUCACUAUUUCUGAGCUACUUCUCUGGAGGUGUGCGCUAUGCAGCGGGUGGCGUUAAGAGUGGCUUUAACGAGGUCGAAACGAAUGCCGCCGGUGAGAAGCGGUUGUUCCAGGUGAAGGGUGCCAAAAGCGUGCGCGUUCGUCAGGUACCGCUGACGGUUGGUUCCAUGAACAAGGGCGACUGCUUCAUUCUGGAUGCCGGUUUCGAUAUCUACGUGUAUGUCGGAGUCGCUGCGAAGCGGGUGGAGAAAAUUAAGGCCAUCGGUGCAGCCGGUCAGAUACGCGAUCAAGAUCAUGCGGGUCGGGCUAACGUGCACAUCUUGGAUGAGUUUGCCAGCGCGUCGGAGCAGCAGCAGUUCUUCGACGUUCUUGGAGAAGGUUCACCUGAUGACGUUGCGGACGAAUCGGAAUCUGAUGAAGCGUUCGAGCGGUCCGAUAGCCAAGCGAUCACGCUCUAUCACGUGUCCGAUGCCAGUGGAUCUCUCGAGAUAACACCCAUCGGCGAGCGGCCACUGAAGCAAAGCAUGCUUGACUCUAACGACUGCUACAUCCUGGAUACGGGUGCCGGCAGCAUCUACGUGUGGAUUGGCAAAGGAGCUACGGGCCAGGAGCGUUCCCAGGCGAUGGUGAAAGCGCAAGAGUUCAUCACUGCCAAGGGCUACCCGAUGCAUACGGCGGUACAUCGAGUGGUCGAGAACGGAGAGACAACCGAUUUCAAGCAGUUCUUCUCGAGCUGGCGCGACAAGGGAUUGAACCACGCGCAACUCAUCAAAACCGCCAUGGGUGACGGUGACGAAUCGGACGCGGACGCCGAGUUCGACCCGAAGGUUUUGCAUACGUUCAAGAAGAACGGUGGCCGUGCGCUAGGCUUCAUGCCAGACAAUGGUCAGGGUGCGGUUGAAGUUUGGCGCGUCCAAAAUUACGAUCUCGUACCCGUGGAACCGGACGCUUUCGGAAUGUUCUACUCCGGGGAUUCCUAUCUCGUGCGGUACGAGUACACGAUCAAGAGUGGCGGACAGGGUCACAUCAUCUACUACUGGCAGGGUAAAACGUCCUCCACGACCGAGAAAGGAGCCUCGGCAAUGCACGCCGUCCGCAUGGAUGACGAACUCAGCGGCAAAGCCAUUCUUGUACGCGCCGUGCAGGGCAACGAACCGCGCCAUUUCAUGAAGCUGUUCAAGGGCAGAAUGGUCACCUUCCUGGGUGAUCACGAUAAGCAGUCGGUGGAUGCAACGAAGUUGUUCCGCAUCCGUGGCACCUGCUCAGAAGACGUGCGCGCAGAGGAACUCGUCCCGAAUGCAGCCUCGCUGGCGUCGGACGAUGUGUUCCUGGUGAAGACACCGGCCACGGUUUACAUGUGGCUCGGUGCAGGAGCGUCUGAUCUGGAGAAGAACAUGGCCGCCAACGUCGUGGCUUUGGUUGCUCCAGACUCGAAUGUGGACGAGAUUGCAGAGGAAUCGGAACCAGCAGAGUUUUGGGACGCUCUCGGUGGUCAGGCUGAGUACGAUCGCGAGCUCGAUCCAGCUGGAGCUCCGUUCCUAUCACCACGCUUGUUCCACUGCCGUAUACUGUACAACAAGAAGCUGCGCGUGGAAGAAGUACCCCACUUCGAGCAGGAUGAUCUCAAUGUGGACGAUGUUAUGGUACUGGAUGGAGGCGAUGAGGUGUACUGCUGGAUUGGCAACGGAGCAACCGACGAGGAACGCACCAAAUCAACCGACAUGGCCCGUCAGUAUAUCCGUACCGACCCGUCGGAGCGCUCCGAGGAAACGGUCCCGAUCGUUACUCUCAAACAGGGCGCUGAACCGAGAAGCUUCAAGCGUUUGUUCCCCACGUGGGACGACGCGUUCUGGGAGUCACAAAUGUCAUACGAAGCGUUUAGGCAGCAGGCAUUGGACCAAAACCAGCAUGCUGCUUAGAUAUACAUCAACCAUCAUCCAUCAUUGUCCUACUUUCAAUGCAUUUGCACCUAUUUUCCCUAUACUACGAUUACUUACGUUUUUGAGUGAAU
Molecule: messenger RNA, 2309 nt
Organism: Anopheles nili
Lineage: Eukaryota; Metazoa; Arthropoda; Insecta; Diptera; Culicidae
Product: gelsolin
Exons: 7
Coding region: 1-2217 (738 amino acids)
Biological process (GO): actin polymerization or depolymerization; barbed-end actin filament capping; actin filament severing
Cellular component (GO): cytoplasm; actin cytoskeleton
Molecular function (GO): actin filament binding; phosphatidylinositol-4,5-bisphosphate binding
Source: RefSeq, a predicted model, not a curated record